ACUCUGCUGCUCAGAAACACUAACAGAUUAAAUAAUCUCCACAUUAAACCUGAUCAGGUUAGUUUCAGAGAACUUGUUAAUCUGUCAUACAACUGGUUCAAGGCUUAAAUAAUUCAGGUUUACACCUAAAUCCUGGCUUAAUUCCUUAUCCUAGUUUCGUGCAGUAGGCCUCUGGACCCAGCAGGACCAGGUUCAUAGACGUGGUCCUGGUUUUGGAAUCAGAGUCUGUGCAGCACAGGUGAGGCUCUAAGCUCCGCCUCCUCCCACACACACCAGCAUGGUGUCAUAUAACGGACCCAGCUGGGUCUAAAUGUCUCUGAGUGAACUGUGAGGUGUUGCUCCGGUCCAUCCUGGUGAAGAGGAGCUGAAGCCUCACCUGUGGUCCUGAGGUCUGGAUCCGGACCGAUUGUGGGUCAUGCAGAACAUCUAAACAUUUGUUUUUUAAACAUCAGGACCUGAUCCGGUCCCAGCAGAACACAUCCUGGACCUGGAUCAGGGUACACUCAGAAAGUCCUUUCCAGGAAACGAUGACAUCACUGAGAACUGUUUGGACCCGGGUCUGGUUCUGGCAGCAGCCGGUUCAGAUGUCGGGUUUUAUUUCCGUCCUGCAUGUCUGGCUGCAGAUUAUCUCGUCUCAGGCUCCAGAACCACCAACCUUUGGACCUGACGUUUAUCCUGAGUCCUGGUGGUCCUGCUGGGACUAAAGGGGGUCUUUCUGAACCGGCUCUGGCAGGGGACUGAGGUUUGGUCGGGGGGUGAGGUCUCUGGUCUCUUGGCUCCUCGUUGAGCUUCCAGAUCAGAUCAACUCCUAAUUCUGCAUUUAUCUCCUUAGACUGUCUGAUUAGCAGCGCGUCACCGGACCCAGAGCUAAUCCGGGUCCAGGAAUAGAGUCCGGGGGGGCGGGGUCCCCGGAGUCGCUCCACCACGCCCAUGUCCACAGGUAAUCCCUUCUUAAACAAGUCCUCAGCAGGACAGAAGGACGCCGGGCAGGGGACGUGUCUGCAGGACUGAAGAAGUCCUGGUACCCCUUGGACUCACUGUAAGUGGAUCAGGACCGGGACUCAGCUUCGGACCCCCMGUUGGACCAGCAGAGUUCAGUCAGGAUGAACUUUGCUGCUCAGAUCUUCUUCUCGCGGUACCUGAGCGAGCGGCUCCAACGCUUGUUCUCCCCCMGAGCUGCGGUGAAGGGAGGCGAGGAGAACGACCCCUUCUGGCAGAGAGAGGAAGUGCGUCUCGGCCCCCCUCAGCCCUGUGCUUCCUACAGAUGUGGCUCCAUGAGUAAUGGUGCCGUGGGCCGCCGGCCCACCCUCAUCGAACCCGAGCGUCUGAAGGACUUUGGCGAGGAGGACCUUCUGAACGGAGACGUGAGGUUCUACCAAACCAAAGUGGUGGAACCUCCUGAGAUCAGGCUGAUGGAUCCGCCCAAAACCAGACGGGUCAGCGAGUUCCGGGUCGUCCCCAGACCUCCGGCUCAGUACCUGCGCUUCGAGGACAUCAGCGCCGCGGCCUUCAGGAUCCAGGCGGGGAUACAGAAGACGCCGUGCACGUUCUCCAGACUGUCCAAACAGUACGGCAUGGACAUGUACCUGAAGAAGGAGCACCUGCACUACACUGGUUCUGUGAAGGAGAGAGGAGUUCUGUACCUGCUCACCUCCCUCACACAGGAGCAGCAGAGGAAAGGUGUCAUCGUGGCGUCAGACAGCAGCUUCUCCAUGGCCGUGGCUCACCACGGUGUGGAGCUGAAGAUCCCCGUGUUCGUCAUCAUGCCCUCCUGCUGCUCCUCGCCACGCCUCCGCACCUACAGAGACUACGGCGCCAUGGUCAUCUCCUACGGCAGCGCUGGCCCGGACUCCCAGAACCACGCCCGACGUCUGGCCCAGGACAACGGCUACCUUUACCUGGAGGAGUGGAGUGUGUCGUGGAAACCAGAGAUAAGACCCAGAGUGUUCAGCUGAGGAAGACUCUGAAUGAGCGGUACCCCUCCAUAUGCUGGCUGGACCGGUGAUCAGAACCACAGAUGUUCUGAAAGGAGGUGGUUCUUCUGGACCGGGUCAGGACGUGUUGAGCAGCAUGUAAACAGGAAGUGAUCACUAUGAAUUCUUCUUCUGUUAGUCCAAAACACUAAACUGACCCUUUAACCCUGAAUCAAGUUUAUUUUAUAUUUAAAUCCUGUAAAUAAAUCAGUCUGUAAAUAAAUAAAUAAAUAAAUAAAUAAACAAAUAAACAAACAUGUUAGAAAAACAGGAAGUGAAGCAGAAGUUUUCUUCUCACAGGAAGUGAGUGAAGACCUGGUCGAUGAGUUCAGACGGGUCGGUUAAGAUGAGUUAAUGCUCUUAACUUUCUAAACCCAGAACACCACGACCCAGUUCUGCUGCCUCAUCCAGAACCUCACCCGACUGAUCCGGACUUCUGUCAGAACCGUGUCAUAUAUAUGGUCUGAU
This is a messenger RNA of Austrofundulus limnaeus, 2441 nucleotides long. Its product is annotated as threo-3-hydroxyaspartate ammonia-lyase. Gene Ontology annotation, biological process: L-serine catabolic process; L-threonine catabolic process. Gene Ontology annotation, molecular function: threonine deaminase activity; L-serine ammonia-lyase activity. The record is from RefSeq and is a predicted model, not a curated record. Lineage: Eukaryota; Metazoa; Chordata; Actinopteri; Cyprinodontiformes; Rivulidae.